This is a messenger RNA of Anarrhichthys ocellatus (wolf-eel), 1007 nucleotides long. RefSeq lists its product as uncharacterized. The coding region runs from base 3 to 779 and encodes 258 amino acids. The record is from RefSeq and is a predicted model, not a curated record. NCBI's taxonomy places the organism in Eukaryota, Metazoa, Chordata, Actinopteri, Perciformes, Anarhichadidae. The transcript is spliced from 3 exons.
GUAUGUGUGUGCAGGUGUGUGCAGGUCAAAGGUCACCUCUCUGUGUGUCUCCCGCAGGUAUCAGGAAGAAGGAGCAGCUGGUGAGGCGUGAGGAGGAGCAGGAGGAGCAGGAGCAGCAGAGCAGGAGGAACAUGGACAUCUCUCUGCUCAGAGAACAGUACAGGUGCACCAGAGAGACGCAGAGGAGACACACACACGUGCUGCUGCUGAGGACAGUGUCGGAGGAGCUGUCGGAGGUCGUCGUCUCCGUCUCUCAGGGUUUCACGUCGCCGCCAGAUGUGACCUUUGACCCCGACCCGUGGCGCGUCCACCUGGAACUCCACCGGCGCUGCUGUCCCGGUGUCACCGACAGUUCCUCCCGACGCUCCUCGUCUUCCUCCGAGUCCAGAAAACUCUCCUCCUGCAGCUCCUUUUGCAGCACCACAGAAGAAGUCAACGUUGACGGGUCCAGAGGAGACCCCGAUCCUGGCUCCUCUGGAGGAAACCCGGGUCCUGGCUCCUCUGGAGGAGACCCGGGUCCUGGGUCCUCUGACGGGUCCAGAGGAGAUCCAGAGAAGACGGAUCCAGUCCAGGUUUCUGUCUCUGGUUCACUCGGCUCCAGGAAGUUAUCAGCGCCGGCCCUCAGGUUCACCAGGCAGCUGAGUUUGGGGGGUGUGGGCUCCUCCACCGGGGUCCACCAGAACCAGACCCAGAACCAGAGCUACCACCCGUUCCCCAACAGGAAGACCCCGAGGAUCUCAGAGUCCGCCAGGAGGCUGGGGAUGUACUCGUCCUUCUGAGGGUCCCCGUCCAGUCCGUCUAAUGGUGUACUGUCUCUUUAAGAAUACAUUCGUCACUAUCAACAUCUUUAUAUUUCAUAUGUAUGUAUAUGUACUAUAGAUAUAUGAAUUCAUUCAGAUAUUUAAUUAAUAAAGCUGCUGCAUCAUGAUGCAGGAAGAGAAACGAGUCGUUGAAAGUUGUGCAUUAAAAUGAUCGAAUGUACAACAAUAAAAUAAUAAUGAGUCUGA